Pantherophis guttatus is the source of this 4173-nucleotide messenger RNA. NCBI's taxonomy places the organism in Eukaryota, Metazoa, Chordata, Lepidosauria, Squamata, Colubridae. The record is from RefSeq and is a predicted model, not a curated record.
UGAGUCUGCAGCGCGGCUCAGGCGCGCAAAAGUCUCCCUUCGUGGUCGCCCCUCCCGACCCGGGGAAGCCAGCAACAGUCACGUGGCUCCCUCUCUCCGCCGACUCGCCGGUGGUAACGUGAGGCGGCAACGGGGCGGAUCCGGAUCCCGCGCAAGCGAAGGAUAGCAGCUUGCUCGCCCUUCUCCUCAUCAGUGCUGCAGCGCAAUGUCGAACGCCCUUAAACGGGCCCGGCCCACCAGCUCCCCCGAUGGCUUCCAGACGCCUCAAAAGCGCGGCGUUCCCGCUGCGGAUUUGGCGGGUUCCGUUAGCCUCCAUCCUCGGUCCUGGGAUACGGAGCAGCUGUGCGCCUUCCUUCAGACUCAGGGCUUGGAAGCUGCGGAGCUGCAAUGCUUUCGAGGUGCGCGGGAAAGCCGAACAUAAAAUAACUGGUUCAACUGUACCAUAUCUCACUGAAUCUCAUCUUGAAAAAAUGGGAAUUUGUGCUGUAGGAGUGAAACAGAAGCUGCUAAUCUGUGUGCGCAAACUGGCACAAAGUCAAAGUUACACUGAAAUAACAAAGGUAUUUAAUGAUCCAAUCCAUGGUCAUAUUGAAAUGCAUCCUCUUCUUGUUCGCAUCAUUGACACACCUCAAUUUCAGCGUCUACGAUAUAUUAAACAGUUGGGUGGCACUUACUAUGUUUUCCCAGGAGCAUCACACAAUCGCUUUGAACAUUCUCUUGGCGUUAGUCAUCUCGCAGGCCGUUUGGUGCAGGCAUUGCAAGAACGACAACCUGAAUUGAAUAUUGAUCAGAGGGAUAUUCUCUGUGUUCAAAUUGCUGGACUUUGUCAUGACUUGGGCCAUGGACCAUUUUCACAUAUGUUUGAUGGAAGAUUCAUUCCACUUGCUCGCCCAGGAUUGACAUGGAAGCAUGAGCAGGCUUCCGUUCAGAUGUUUGAACACUUAAUUGAUUCCAAUAACUUAAAACCAGACAUGGAACAGUAUGGUCUCAAGCUUGAUGAAGACAUACAUUUUAUCAAAGAACAGAUAGCAAGUCCUGUUGAGGAGGAAAGGGGGGACAAAGAGUGGCCCUAUCAUGGUCGUUCCAAAAACAAGAGUUUUCUUUAUGAAAUAGUGGCUAACAAAACAAGUGGCAUUGAUGUUGAUAAAUGGGACUACUUUGCUAGGGAUUGUCAUCAUCUUGGAAUUCAAAACAAUUUUGACUAUGAGCGCUUCAUUAAAUUUGCUCGGGUGUGCCAAGUGAAAGAUAUGAUGCAUAUUUGUACCCGUGACAAGGAGGUUGGAAAUUUAUAUGACAUGUUCCACACACGAAACUGUCUGCACCGCAGAGCAUAUCAGCAUAAAGUUAGCAACAUUAUUGAAACCAUGAUUACUGAUGCCUUUCUAAAGGCUGAUCCACAUAUCAAAAUAAAGGGCUCAGGUGGAAAAGUGUUCCAGAUCUCUACAGCACUGGAAGACAUGCAAGCCUACACCAAGCUGACAGAUGAAAUCUUUUUGAAGAUUCUACAUUCUGAUGAACCAGAGCUGAGUGAUGCACGCGAAAUUCUGUGUAAAAUACAGCAGCGCGAUCUCUUUAAAUGCUUGGGAGAAACGCAGCCACCAGAGGGCAAGGAAAUUAAAAAGGAAGAUUAUGAUGGAUUGUGUGCUGAAAUUGUUAAUUCCAAACCUAAGACAAUCUCUGAAGAUGUGGAGCUGAAGGCUGAAGAUUUUAUUGUUCAUGUUAUUGAUAUGGAUUAUGGAAUGAAAAAAAGGAACCCCAUUAACAGUGUUCGUUUUUACUGCAAGACUGACAUCACUCAGGCAGUUAAAAUUACAAGAGAACAAGUUUCAAAGCUGCUCCCAGAAAAGUUUGCAGAGCAGCUCAUCAGAGUUUAUUGUAAAAAAAAGGAUGCAAAGAUAAUUGAGGCUGCUACAAAAUAUUUUAUUCAGUGGUGUAUGGAUAAGGAUUUCACUAAACCACGGGAUGGUGAUGUGGUUGCUCCAGAACUUACUCCAAUGAAAAAAGGGUGGAAUAAGGAUGAUGAAAAUCAGGAUUCAAACAGGAACAGUAGUGGUUUAAAGUGUAAAGUAAAUUUAAAUUUUUAAGUGAGUUAGUAUAUGCCUUUAAUUCUCUGUGUGUGUAUGUAUUCUAGCCAAACUUUCUUCAAAAGGUAUACCGUAAAAUUACAGAGUAAGCCUGCAUAGUGCCUUUGAAAAACUGCAGUGGAAAAUGCCUGUAGACUUUUUCACAAAAUGGUACAUUAUUGUGAUUUUGAGAAAGCUCAAUAAUUUAUCAACACUAUUUUAGUGUUAAUUUAAGAUAAAUAUCACUUUUCUAUAUAGCAAACUUACAAAAAUGCCUCAGGGUUUAAAAAUCAAGAAACUAACAGGUAGAUUUCAGUUUUACAAUAUAAAUCAUUUUUCUAAAAUUAUCUGAAUAUUUCGUUGAAUCCAGCAUUGGCUUUAUAAGUGUAAAUUCUCUAAAUUUGCACAAGGAGGGGUAACCAAUUUUCAUUUGGCUUUAUCUUCUCCUGAACUGUUUGAAAUGUGCCCCACAUUUCACAGAAAUGCUUCCUUAAGGGAUGGGGAGAUUAUAGUAAGUAGGCCUAAGUUAUUUUUAUUUACCCAUAUUUUUUUGGAGUAUAAAAUGCUCCGGACUAUAAGACACACCUACCUUUUUUGUGGAGGAAAACAAGAAAAAAAAAUCUGCCUCUGCCUCCCAGCAAUUUGCCUCCUUGCAGCAAACAGCCUGUUUCAGUUCAUUUUCAUUUUCAGCACAGCCUGAUUAGCAGAAGAAAAAAAAUCUUCCUUCCAACAAUUUGCCUCCUCACAGCAAACAGCGGAGGCCCGCAGAGGCAGCAAUAGGCAAUGGCAAUCCCUGCAGCCUGAAACAGCUAAUGGUCGGGAGGCUGAUCCAACCGACAAUCAGCUGCUUGUGUUAAUCAGGUUGUGCUGAAGCUGAAACGGGCUGUUUGCUGCAAGGAGGCAAAUUGCUGGGAGGCAGAGGCCAAAGGAUGGGUGCGUGGGGCUACAUUCAGUGUAUAAGACACACCCAAAUUUUUACCCUCUUUUUGGGGGGGAAGGUGCAUCUUGUACUCUGAAAAAUACGUUAUUUUGUGUCCAGAUCAAACCUUAAACUUCCAAAAUGAGGCUACCUUUUUGAGCAGAAACAAAUCAUUUUUGGUGCAUUCUACUGGUAGUAAAUCACAGACUAACAAAUGGGCCAGACUCUGCCUCUCCUCACUUUCAUACUGCAUAUUGUUAUCUGCCAUCAACCCCCACCUGAGCAUGUUGGUCUUACUUUUAGGCACUCCCACUCUCAAUGUCUUCCGAGUAACAUCAGGAGAUCAAAUCCCUCAACCGUGUUCUCUUUUGAGAUUAUUUCUUGUUCCAUGAAUACUGUCCUCCAUCUUCUAAUAGAGUUUUGCUCCUGCCAUAAAACCUCUUCCUAGAUCUAAGUCAAAGAGUUUGGGGCACGUAUCCAUUCAGAGGAUGUCAGAGAUCAUUCAUUUGGUUCUCUCAGCAUCUGCUGCUACUUCUCUCCUAAUCCUAGGUGGAGCAAUACCAGCAAGAGGAUACAUUUUCUCAAUUGGGGUGGGUUUAGGGCAUCCUGUCACUGUGUGUACUGCUUCAUUGACAGUGAUGUCGACUAGCUUCACAUGUGGAUGUACUCCAUUCUGGAGCAGCAUAUUCUGCUGCAGAAAUCCUCUGGGCCAAAACCAAUAUCUGUGGUGUAGAUGGCUGAGCCACCCCCACCCCCCAUGUAUACUUUGACAACCUCAUGAAAAUGUUAUUCCUCAUACUAACUUUAGCCUUAGUAUUCAGGCAGUGUUCUUUAAAUUAAAAAUUAAAUUAAAAAUUGGAUCAUUAAUGUUCACAAGUAUAUUGUUUCCACUAGUGCAAACCAUCAACUGUGAAAUGAACCAGUGAAUAAAACCCAUAGCUUUAUAUAUAUAUUCUGAGUAAAUAUAUAAAAUAAACUUAAGUGGGGGGAAGAUCUUGUGCUACUUGCUUGAAAUUCAUAUAUUUUCUGUAUGAAGGGAUUAUUACAUAAUUCCUUAACUCUUAGAUCAUGACAGCUGGUGAAUGUAUAUUGAUUUAGAGCUAAAUAUUCAUUAGCACAACAAUAUUACUAUAUUUUAAAGUUAUGAAUAUUUUGAUCAAUAUUUUAAUAAAAGAAACAAUUAUAAAACAA